Molecule: messenger RNA, 3813 nt
Organism: Notolabrus celidotus (New Zealand spotty)
Lineage: Eukaryota; Metazoa; Chordata; Actinopteri; Labriformes; Labridae
Gene: gfpt1
Product: glutamine--fructose-6-phosphate transaminase 1
Exons: 19
Coding region: 126-2174 (682 amino acids)
Biological process (GO): carbohydrate derivative biosynthetic process; UDP-N-acetylglucosamine metabolic process; fructose 6-phosphate metabolic process
Molecular function (GO): L-glutamine:D-fructose-6-phosphate transaminase (isomerizing) activity; carbohydrate derivative binding
Source: RefSeq, a predicted model, not a curated record
AUCAGACGGCGCCAUGGAACGAGGCGGCUGGCCGUGAUUCAGUGAAGCCAAAGGGGGCGAAGCUUCUCUGACAGGCGUUCCUCCCAGCUACCCGAGUAGCUGUUACUGGCACCAAAACUGUAGACAUGUGUGGAAUCUUUGCCUAUCUCAACUACCAUGUGCCAAGGACUCGGCGUGAGAUCCUUGAAAUUCUCCUGAAAGGUCUCCAACGCCUGGAGUACAGAGGCUACGACUCAGCGGGUGUGGGAAUUGAUGGCGGCAAUGGCAAGGACUGGGAGUCAAACGCCAAGUCAAUCCAACUGAUCAAGCAGCGUGGAAAAGUGAAGGCUCUUGAUGAGGAGAUCCACAAGCAGCAGGAUAUUGACUUGGAUGUGGAGUUUGAUGUCCAUGUCGGCAUCGCCCACACCCGCUGGGCCACCCACGGGGUACCAAGCCCAGUCAACAGCCAUCCACACAGAUCUGACAAGACAAAUGAGUUCAUCGUAAUCCAUAAUGGAAUUAUCACAAACUAUAAAGACCUGAGGAAAUUCUUGGAAAGCAAAGGCUAUGAGUUUGAGUCAGAGACUGACACAGAAACCAUCGCCAAGCUGGUGAAGUACAUGUUCGACAACCGAGAGAGUGACGACAUCAACUUCACUACACUGGUGGAGCGGGUGAUCCAACAGCUUGAGGGUGCUUUCGCCCUGGUCUUCAAGAGUGUCCACUUCCCUGGAGAGGCAGUUGGCACAAGGAGGGGAAGUCCCUUGCUAAUGGGAGUGAGAUGUGACCAUAAGCUGUCUGCAGAUCAUAUUCCUGUGCUCUACCGCUCAUCUGGUAAAGAGAAGAAGAGCUGCGGUUCUCUAUCCAGGACAGACCAAGACACCUGCCUGUUCCCUGUGGAUGAAAAAGCCGUGGAGUAUUACUUCGCCUCUGAUGCAAGCGCAGUGAUCGAGCACACCAACAGGGUGAUCUUCCUGGAGGACGAUGACGUGGCUGCUGUGAAACAAGGCCGUCUGUCCAUUCACAGGAUAAAGCGCAGGGUCGGGGACUAUCCAGCUCGUGCUAUUCAGACCCUGCAGAUGGAGCUGCAGCAGAUCAUGAAGGGCAACUACAGCACCUUCAUGCAGAAGGAGAUCUUUGAGCAGCCAGAGUCUGUGGUCAAUACCAUGAGAGGGAGAGUCAACUUUGAUGACAACACAGUGACACUGGGUGGACUGAAGGACCACAUCAAAGAGAUCCAGAGGUGUCGGCGACUUAUCCUUAUUGCUUGUGGCACCAGCUACCAUGCUGGAGUGGCGACUCGUCAGGUGCUGGAGGAGCUCACCGAGCUGCCUGUCAUGGUGGAACUGGCCAGCGACUUCCUGGACAGGAACACUCCAGUCUUCCGAGACGAUGUGUGCUUCUUUAUCAGUCAGUCAGGGGAAACAGCUGACAGCCUCAUGGCCCUGCGCUACUGUAAGGAGAGGGGAGCUUUAACUGUGGGUGUCACAAACACAGUGGGCAGCUCCAUCUCCAGGGAGACCGACUGUGGUGUCCACAUUAAUGCUGGCCCUGAGAUCGGAGUCGCCAGCACCAAGGCUUACACCAGCCAGUUUGUGGCCCUGAUCAUGUUCGCACUCCUCAUGUGUGACGACAGGAUCUCCAUGCAGCCCAGACGUCGUGAGAUAAUCCAGGGCCUGAGAGUCCUUCCAGAUCUGAUCAAGGAAGUUCUCAGUUUGGAUGAUGAGAUCCAAAGGCUGGCAACAGAGCUGUACCAGCAGAAGAGUGUGCUGAUCAUGGGCAGAGGUUACCAUUAUGCUACCUGCCUGGAAGGAGCACUGAAAAUCAAGGAAAUCACAUACAUGCACUCAGAGGGGAUCCUGGCUGGAGAGCUGAAACACGGUCCUCUGGCUCUUGUGGAUAAACUCAUGCCGGUGAUCAUGAUCAUCAUGAGAGAUCUCACCUACGUCAAAUGUCAAAACGCUCUGCAGCAAGUUGUCGCCCGCUCGGGCCGCCCCAUCGUUAUCUGUGACAAAGACGAUUACGAGACUAUAAAGAACUGCAGCCGCACCAUCAAAGUGCCUCACUGUGUGGACUGCCUGCAGGGAGUGCUGAGCGUCAUCCCGCUGCAGCUGCUGUCCUUCCACCUGGCUGUCCUCAGAGGUUAUGACGUGGACUGUCCAAGAAACCUAGCCAAGUCUGUGACGGUGGAGUGAAGUGCACCGUUCAUCACUUGAUAACAAAUGCCUGGAAGACACAAACACGCAUGCAGACGAGGAAGGAGGGUCUGUAUGCGGGAACCAACAGAAGAUAAUGUCCUGUGUAUGUGUCUCUCGUGUCACGGCCCUUUUUAAUGCAAUCUUUUAGUCAACAGUCGUGUAUCUCCCUGUUGUAUAUUCUCUGUAUCUCAACUUCUCUGUUUUCCUCAUCAUUGUUGUAUUAUUGUCAGAAAAGUUGGUCUGUCGUUGGUGGUAAGGUAUGGGCUGGCACUGAUCUGGCACUGAAAUCUCUUUGUAGCAACUGACAGGAUAUUUUAAAGUUACUAGAACUAACGUGAAAAUUGCUUAGAUGUGGUGUUUAAUCUCUUUUCAAGGAUUAGAGUUAAUGUUAAAGCUGUCAACUGACAAAAGUUACAUUUUCAAGAACUUACUGGCUGCUUUUUCUUCUUUAGUGCAAUGAUUUGUAGUUUAGUUGGGAUAUUUUUUUUCUUUGGCAGCUAAUCAUUCAAAGUGUCUUUACUCCACAGUUGAAGUAAGAAGCAGUCUUGAAUCAUUCCAAGCCACAGGUCAGCACUUCAUAAUUGCAGCGCAGUUUGCCAGUUUUGACUCAGUUUCUCUGUUGGACUUUCUUCUGAGGACGUAGCGUCACAAGUGAGAUGACAGAGGAGCUUGUGAAUACAGCCCUGUAUAAAAAGUCUCCUACAUAAAACAAUAAUAUCCGAUUUCAAACUCUGGUUUUGAUUCUGCUUUGCUACUGAAGCAUUUCUCUGCUUACAACAUGUUCGUACUCUAAAGCUGCUUGUGCGCCAUUUAGUUUUCCGAUGUUACACUUUGUUGCCACACUACUCAAAAAAAAAAAGAGACAUUAUUGCUAACCUGAGGUCUUAAGUUUACAUUUAAAUUACAAACUGAAGUAAAUCCAGCUAGAUGAAGCAACAAACCUGAAGAAGGCCAGCCCACGCUUUGCCACCAGGACUGCUGCGAUAUUGGGACCAUUUGAAGCUUUUUUCUUUUUUGUUACAUUUGUUUAAUUUUUUUUUUGUUUAAAAAAGGAAUUUUAUAUCACUGAAGUUACUCUCUGAUUUGAAAUGUGAAUGUUACUGUCAUAUAAAAUGUCCUGUCAAACCAAAAAAUCCUGUCGGUGGCGUUGGCAGUUGUAAACCAAAACAUAUAUUUUUUUAUAUGUUCUAUUGUUUUGUAGCCAAACAUGAACUGAUGCUGGUACUGUAGAAUGUGUGGUGUGAUGACGGAGUAAAGGAGGGCAAACAAAGGAGAGUGAUGUACACAAAACUGUGUAGUGAAGUAACAGGAGCUGCUUUUUUAACUCAUCACAUUUUUGGUUUUAAGAUAUUUAUUUUGCUUUUACAAUCAAGCCUUAACUUUAUUUUGGAUUUCUUUUUUUCCUCCUGACAUUGAGCUUCUUCUGAGCCAGUGAGAGGGUUUGAAAACUGGACAAUGUUGUUACAGGUACUUUUGUAACCCCACAUAUAUUAGCAGACUUCAUAUAGGUAGACUGGACAAAAAGACACUGCACUGAUCCUCAAACAUCUGUUAGAAGUUAAUGGGUAGCUGACGGUGUUGGAGCACUAUUUAUCAGUGAGCUGAUGCAAUAAAGUGUCAAGUACUUCCCUUUUUA